Molecule: messenger RNA, 1033 nt
Organism: Brassica oleracea var. oleracea
Lineage: Eukaryota; Viridiplantae; Streptophyta; Magnoliopsida; Brassicales; Brassicaceae
Product: chloride conductance regulatory protein ICln-like
Exons: 7
Coding region: 51-749 (232 amino acids)
Biological process (GO): mRNA cis splicing, via spliceosome; spliceosomal snRNP assembly; cell volume homeostasis
Cellular component (GO): cytosol; pICln-Sm protein complex; methylosome
Source: RefSeq, a predicted model, not a curated record
CGGAGAAAACCCUAAGAAAGACCCUACCAGAAUUUCAGUGAUCGGAAACGAUGGUGGUUGGUCUAAGAGAGUUCGCGCACAGAACCGGAAACGGCUCCGGAACACCGGUUCUGGACGAAUCUAACGGUGAGGAACUUAUGCGCGUGCAGCCCUCCGUGGCCGUCGCUCUCGGGAAUCGAUCCCUCGAGUCUCCCGGAACUCUCUACAUCACUUCCAGGAAAUUGAUUUGGCUUAGUGACGUAGACAUGGCGAAAGGUUACGCCGUCGAUUUCUUAUCGAUAUCGCUUCACGCAGUGUCUAGAGAUCCAGAGGCUUAUUCAUCUCCUUGUAUAUAUACUCAGAUUGAAGUUGAAGAUGAUGAGGAUGAAGAAGAUGAGUCUGAUACUCAAUCCACCGGAGCUUUGGACUUGUCUAAGAUCAGAGAGAUGAGGCUUGUUCCUUCUGACUCUACCCAUUUGGAUACUCUGUUUGAUGUGUUCUGUGAAUGUGCUGAACUCAAUCCAGAACCAAUUGAACAAGAAGAAGAAGGCGAACAUAACUGGGUGUUUAGUGCUGAUCAGAUGGUUGUUGGUGGAGGGGCGGAAGAAGACGGCGAAUGGCCAAUAUCUCAGAGCCCGACGAGUGUAAUUGGUCUCUCCAUUGGAGAUGAAGGGGGUCUUGCUCAGCCUAUGCUCGAGCUCCAGAUCAAUGAUCAGAGGUUUGAUGAUGCUGAAGAGAUGGUUCAUGAAAGUGAGACCAAAGAUCACUAAUCUAUCCACAAAUGUAUUACUCUAAAACGGAGUUGUUUCUUAUGUUAAAACAGUGUCGUCUCUGUCUUCUUCAAAGUUCGUGUGCUUUGUUAAAUAUGCGUUUAGACUUGGAAGUUAGAUUUUGCUCAUCUUGUUAUCUCUCUCCUUGAUCACUACUCAUUCACGAACCAGAACAUAGCUUGUGCCUAACAUCAACAAACAAACUUAUAUGGGCUUAUGUAUUUCACUUCGGGCCCAGUCACCUGGAUUAGAUAUUCGUCGUAUUUAUACACUAUGAUUGAUUA